Seriola dumerili (greater amberjack) is the source of this 2091-nucleotide messenger RNA. It is a transcript of the gene kif9, whose product is annotated as kinesin family member 9. The transcript has 17 exons. The record is from RefSeq and is a predicted model, not a curated record. Gene Ontology annotation, biological process: microtubule-based movement. Bases 4 to 2091 code for a protein of 695 amino acids. NCBI's taxonomy places the organism in Eukaryota, Metazoa, Chordata, Actinopteri, Carangiformes, Carangidae. Gene Ontology annotation, molecular function: ATP binding; microtubule motor activity; microtubule binding.
GGUAUGAAGGCUCACAGCAGUGAUGUCGUAGUGUUUGUCCGGAUCAGACCGACCGCCAACUUCGCUCAAGGCCUCAUUGAAUGUCUUCCUGAUGGGCAGACAGUGAACAUCUAUCAAAGAAAAGACUCCAGGAAGCUCCAGGAAUCCAAAAAAGGACGGCUGAGGUCCUGGUCAUUCCGGCUGGAGGGGGUCCUGCAGGAUGUGUCUCAGGAGGAAGUGUAUACCCGAGUGUGUCGAAGGGUGGUACAGGGAGCACUGGAUGGCUAUAAUGGUACUGUGAUGUGCUUUGGGCAGACAGGUGCAGGAAAAACCUACACCAUGACAGGAUCUACAGAAUCAUACAAGCAGAGAGGAAUCAUUCCUCGGGCCCUUCAGGAGGUGUUUCAGGAGGUGGAGAAGAGGACAGAUCAUUCUUUUUCAGUCCACCUGUCUUACCUGGAGAUCUACAAUGAGACCCUCGUGGACCUGCUGGCACCGCUACAGGACUCACCUCACCUGUCUCCUCGGGCCAUGGUGGUGAUGGAAGAGCCAGGCAGAGGGGUGUUCAUCAGAGGUCUUUCUCUUCACCCAGUUCACACCGAAGAAGAGGCACUCAAUCUGCUGUUUGAGGGUGAGAUGAAUCGCGUUAUUGGAUCUCAUGCCCUGAACAGGAACUCCUCCAGGUCCCACUGUAUCUUCACUUUGCAUAUAGAGGCUCACUCACGGACUUUAUCUGAUGCUGAGUACAUCACCUCAAAGCUGAGUCUGGUGGAUUUGGCUGGGUCUGAGAGGUUGGGAAAGACUGGGUCCGAGGGUCAGAUGUUAAAAGAAGCAACAUAUAUCAACAAGUCCUUGUCGUUCCUGGAGCAGGCCAUCCUCGCUAUGGCAGACCGCCGCAGAGACCAUGUUCCCUUCAGACAAACUAAACUCACACAUGCCCUUAAAGAUUCACUGGGAGGUAACUGCAACACUGUGCUUGUGGCCAACAUCUAUGGUGAGGCUGCACACAUAGAAGAAACACUCUCUACUCUCCGUUUUGCGAGCAGAAUGAAAUGCGUCCGGACUGACCCUGCAAUUAAUGAACACAUGGAUCCAGCUCUUCAGAUCAAGAAACUUCAGAAGGAGGUACAGAUGCUUAAAGAGGAACUGUCCAUCUACAAUACACUUGUGAGGAGGCCGAGCAUCACGUACGAGCCGUUGUCUGAAGCCCAGCUGGCUGAGAUCAACGGCCAGGUUCAGAGGUACCUAGAUGGAAGCCUGAAGGAAAUCAGUAUUAUAAGUAUCAGGCAGGUCCACGCAGUCUUUGCCCAGUUUAAGCUUGCUAUUGAGGAACAGGAGCAGAAGGUGAAAGCUCAACUAUGCCAGACCUACAACUUGGUGGAGAAAAACCAAAUUGCUAACACAUCUGCCAUCAAGGAGUUAGAUACCAGGAGCAGCACUGAGGAUGUUGAAGCUGGCAACAUUGGGGUGUCUGCUCAGUCACAGAAACAGACCCAGCGUCCAAGUUCAACCAAAUCCAAAACCAAGAAGCAGAGGGACAAACAGAGCCAAAGCAAAAGGCAGGAAGAAGGUAGUCCAGUUUCAAGAAGACAUGUGGAGAGUGCCUCCAAAUCAAAGCUGAAUUCUAUCCAGAUACCUGAGGGGGAACUGGAGUCACAAGAACCAGACACUGAGAGCCCGGACACACAGGAAUCACAGCAGCCUGGCAAUGAACCCUCUCACUCUGAACCUCAUCCACUCAAAGCAGAGGCAUUUGAGGAUUUUAAGGUGGGACAAGGCAGCAAGAUCAACUGCAUCCUUAAGGAGAACAAGGCUGUGCUGCUAGAACGCCGCAGGCUCCUUCAGCAGCUCAUUGAGGAGGUCAACGCUGUCAAGAGAGAGAUUGAUUGCACAACGGCUACCAUACAGCAGCACAAACAGAUGAGAGAAACCCAAGGUCAGUAUUUGGUUAUGGAGGAGGAGCCAGAUGCCACUUUAUUGUUGCAGCUCAGAGAGCUGAAGGCCCUGUACCGGCAGAGGUAUGAGGCACUGCGUAACAUCAAGGCAGAGGUCAACUACUGUCAACACCUUGUGGAUCAAUGCAGGGUGCACCUGCUCUCUGGUCAGUUUUGA